Acaulospora morrowiae is the source of this 981-nucleotide messenger RNA. NCBI's taxonomy places the organism in Eukaryota, Fungi, Glomeromycota, Glomeromycetes, Diversisporales, Acaulosporaceae. The record is from the annotation of a GenBank genome assembly.
UCUACCAAAAAACUUCUGCAACUGAAUAUGUCGACUACCAUAUUUAAUAGAAUUUUGGACUUUAUGAAAGAUGAACCAGUAAAGCAUAUUACAGCAGGAUCGGUAAUUUAUAAAGGCACGGAAGAAGACCAAACAAUAUCAAAAGAUGAACUCUUAAAGUUGACGAUUGACGCAAUUCGGUCCAUGAAAAAUAUUGCUGGCGAAGAUUCCGAACGCUUUAAAAAGAUUUCCAAUAUUCCUUUAGAGCCUACAAGUACAAGUUACAAUUUCGAACGUAGUGAAGGGUGUUUCGACUCUGUGGAGUUAGGUUUAGAUAGGUUAUCGUCCUUGUGGCGGCCGAACAAGGAUGGUAACUUUACGAUAUUUCUGAUAGCGCGCGUAAAUCGGUCUACGUGGUAUCAAGGCGUUGAAGACGUAGAAAAGUUGUCACCGAAACAGUAUCAAAAUUUUAUGAAACCAGCACGUAAUAUGGCCACCACACUCACAGACUCGAUCCAGGAUAAAUGCCAUGAGUUCGUAUCAAGGUUUUCAGAAAAAUAUACUGAUGACUUAUAUAUAAAACUUAUGCAUAAUGGGAAAUGGAAAGAGUCGGAUGAAACCCUAAUAGGAGUUACACAGGAUAUUCUUGAUGUAGUGGCCGAUGUUUGGAUGAAUCCAGCAUUUGGACCGGAACUUAUGAAAACACAAAGUGAGGGAACGUAUGUAACAGAUGUAAUAAUCCCAUCGAUUCGGGCAUCAUUGAAAGGGCUACCAUAUAGGCAAUCUGCAUUUAUCAGCACCGCGGAGCGACAAAGCAUUGCCAGUGCAGAUAGGAAAGGGGAUGGAUAUUUUGGAAAACGACCAGAUUUCAUGUAUUUACAAAAACGGGAGGGUAAGAUAUUUGAGCUUGUAUUUGGGUGUAAACCUGAAGAAGAUCAAUUUGGCAUUGUGGGGAUUCAAGUCGCAGGGACCGAAAUCCAGUUAAAUGUACAGUCACCCUAA